UCCUCGUGCCUGAACUUGGAAGUGGACUUGGACAUCUGCAAGUCAUCUUCAGGCCAGUGGAGGGCACAAUGACUCUACAGUUGUUAUCAAGCUCGACUCAUUUAGGAGGGUGGGGGUUAACAAACUAUUGCGCAUGUACACUAAACUCUGACCACCAUCCACUGGGAUAAUCUUCUUCUUUGGAGAAAGCGUGGCGUGCCUGCCUGCCUAUGCAUUGGAUUUGAUUACGGUUGUGUUUCGGUCCCCGCGGUAUGGACUCUCAAAAAGAGGCCCUGCAAAGGAUAAUAACCACGUUGGCCAAUAAAAAUGAGGACGUCCAUAACUUCAUGGAAACACUUAGUCACUCUCUGGCCGGUGUCCAGGUGAACUCCACACAGGUGGUGUCCGACCUGGAGGAGGAGUUUGACAGGUUAUUCACCAUCCUGGUUGAGAUGAAGGAGAGCAUGAUCAACACCAUCAAACAGGAAGGGGCCAAGAAGACACAGGAAAUACAGAAUCAACUGACCCAGAGCAGCGACGCCUUGGAGAGUGCCGAGGAGCUCCUGGAGUUCGCCAACAAUGCUCUGGAUGUUCAAGACGAGGACGAGUUCACUAAGGCUGCCAAGCAGAUCAAAGAUAGGGUAACCAUGGCCUCAGCCUUCAGACUGACCAUGAAGCCCAAGGUCACAGACAACAUGAACCAUCUGAUGGUGGACUUUACCCAGGAGAGACAACUUCUCCAGAACCUCAAGUUCCUGCCUGAGCAACAGAGCAUCAGCUGCCACAACAGUCAUCCAACGAUUCCCCAGAGACUUUCUCUUCGUGGUCGAAUGUAGAGCAGAUCUGUCCGGACUGUUUUGUAGAUGUUCUAGAGGAUUCUAGGACAGCACCAAGCCUCGUCUUCAUAGGGUUAUGAUGACUGGCCCUCCGAUUGGAAUAUUAGGGAUUUCUGUGUUGCUCAGAUCCAGGAUCAUCUGACGAUG
Oncorhynchus keta (chum salmon) is the source of this 962-nucleotide messenger RNA. RefSeq names its product FSD1-like protein. Lineage: Eukaryota; Metazoa; Chordata; Actinopteri; Salmoniformes; Salmonidae. The record is from RefSeq and is a predicted model, not a curated record. The coding region runs from base 252 to 815 and encodes 187 amino acids. The transcript has 7 exons.